Molecule: messenger RNA, 861 nt
Organism: Vicia villosa (hairy vetch)
Lineage: Eukaryota; Viridiplantae; Streptophyta; Magnoliopsida; Fabales; Fabaceae
Exons: 4
Coding region: 140-601 (153 amino acids)
Cellular component (GO): cytoplasm
Source: RefSeq, a predicted model, not a curated record
AACAAAAUAUGGACUAAAAAAAUCAAAAGAAAAAUCUCUUACAUGCUUAAACCCUUAAACCCUUGGAAACGAAAUCGAAGAACAAAGCCGCAUCAAAAUUUUCAACAAAUUCAAUUUCCUGCAAACCCCAAAUUCUCAGAUGGAUCAUUUUGCAGUAUCUGAAGAGCAGUUAGCUUCACAGAGACUUAGGCAGAAACUUGAGGAAGUGAAUGUAGCUGCUCAAACUCAUCUUGCACCUGUUCAAGACCAUGUCAACUAUACUCUUCAGAAAGCGUAUUUUAAAUGUGCAUAUGAGUGCUUUGAUAGAAACAGAAGGCAGGAGGAGAUAAGCCAUUGUGUUGAAAAUUGCAGUAUUCCUCUUACUAACGUGCAACAAACGUUUGAUAAUGAAAUGGCAAAGUUUCAGGAAAAGUUGAAUAGAUCUCUGAUGGUUUGUCAAGAUAAGUACGAGGGAGCUAAGCUCCAGCAGAAAACCGGAGCUAUGAAUGUCAUGGUUUCCUGUGCCGACGAAGCAAUUCAAGACAGCAUUAAGAUGCUGCCACUUCUUACUAACAAGUUGAAGGCUUCCUUUGGCAUUCGCGACGACAACGGCUCUUCCUAGCAAAAUUUGCUUUUCUCAACAUUUUUCUUCAGUUGCCAAAGGAAAUUGGUGCUAGGCAUCAUUUAACUAUUUCUGGAAAGCAAAAGUUAGCAUGCUUUAUUCAUGUAAUUUUAUUGGUGUUGCAUCUUGAUCCACAAAAAACAUUUAGAAUUGUUAUGCAUACAUAGAUACUAUAAUUUUAUGCAUACAUAGAUAGUAUUCAAGCACAAUUGAGGAAAUUAAUCUUUCUAAAAAUUAGAGUGGUGGACAGUUUGCAUCAA